Messenger RNA from Orbicella faveolata, 1122 nucleotides. RefSeq names its product protein STIP1 homolog. The record is from RefSeq and is a predicted model, not a curated record. Lineage: Eukaryota; Metazoa; Cnidaria; Anthozoa; Scleractinia; Merulinidae.
UAUCAGUUGGAUUUCAACAUUUUUCUAUGGUUAUUACAUAAACCGUAUCCACUUAUUGAUUUUACAACAAAUUUUUCUCUUUUUUUUAGAACAUGACAUGGAAGUGGACAAGUCGUGGUUUUUCUCUCUAUAACAAACAGAAUUAUGGUUUGGCAGAGCGGUGUGCAACGAUUGCCAUGCAUUUCCGUGCGUUCACUCCCCUGGUUUCCAUGGCUAGAGCACAGCCUUUUCUAUGCAGAGCCUUAACGAGGUAUGAAGUAGGAAAUAUUACUGGAGCACAAGCGGACAUCAAUGAAAUCAAACGCCUGGAUACACACUUGGCCAGGACUUCCGCUGAUAUGCAAAAAGACUUGGCCAUAGAAGAGUUCAAGAAGCAGAACUAUGAAAGAUCAUUAAGGUUGUUCGGCGUAGCUCUCUUGCUUCACCCGGAAGAUGAUUCUUAUGCGAAUUUUAAACGUUCUGUUGAGAGUCAUCGGGCGGCUGUAUACUUUAGCAUGAAACAGUACGAGCUGGCGCUUCAACUUGGAGAGGAAUUCUACAGGUUAAAUCCCUACACAUCAAAGGAAGAGGCAGGAAGAUGGAAGGAACGAGGAAAUCGUCUUUCCAAAGACUCAAAUUCCGUGGAUCUAGCGAUCGCUUACUAUACACUUGCGCUGAGCUUCACGGCUUCAAACGAAAAGGACCUAAAAGCAACCAUUCUUUCAAAUCGAUCAUUAAUGUACAAAAAGACAGGCAGAGGUGAUUUAGCUCUCAAGGAUGCUGAACUGUGCGUUGAUAACAAUCCUAAAUGGGCAAAGGCACAAUACCGCCUAGGUUCUUGUCUGUUUGCCCUGGAAAAAUACAGUGAAGCAAUGGAGUCGUGCUCGAGAUCUCUACAGUUAUUACUUGAAAACACAGCCAGUAAAGAAAAAGAACAAGAGGAUGUUUUAAACAAACUUUUGUCAGUGGCUUUAGAAUUGCCAGGUAACUUUAUAACAAGUCGUGAUUUCUGAUUCCAUCAUGUCAUUAAUGGCUUAGUCACACGUAUCAAAAUUGUAAUAAUUAGCAAAAAUAUAUCUAUAAUAUAUCGUUUUCACGCAACGUCAUCAAAAUUCUAAAUUUAAGGUAAUUCCCCUGAAAAAA